This is a messenger RNA of Boleophthalmus pectinirostris (great blue-spotted mudskipper), 3067 nucleotides long. It is a transcript of the gene hykk.2, whose product is annotated as hydroxylysine kinase, tandem duplicate 2. Lineage: Eukaryota; Metazoa; Chordata; Actinopteri; Gobiiformes; Gobiidae. The record is from RefSeq and is a predicted model, not a curated record. The coding region runs from base 107 to 1198 and encodes 363 amino acids. Gene Ontology annotation, molecular function: amino acid kinase activity. The transcript is spliced from 5 exons.
CGACAGACUGCGCGACCCUUGCCCGCAAGAGUACGUGGCCGAUCGAUACUUGUGAGCGAGUGGCUGAAGUGGUUUACUCAUUUUUUAAAUCGCACUUCGAGAAAACAUGUCUGAAAAACAUGCAAAACCCAACUUCAGUCUGGCCCAGGCCACUGACAUGCUGAAGAGCCUGUAUGACCUUACGACCUCUCAGAUCCACACCCUGCCCAGUUACGAUGACCAGAACUUCUAUGUCUUAUCCACAAAUGGAAAAGAGUACGUUCUAAAAAUUAUGAACUCUGAAGACAGCAAAAACCAGUCCCUUAUUGAAGUCCAGACUUUUGCCAUGUCCUUCUUAAAUGAGAAUGGGAUUCCAGCUCAAACUGCUACACCAACAGUCACAGGACAACUCAUGAGUCUUGAAGAAUUAGAUUGUGGCUAUGGUCACCAGAAGUAUCUUGUUCGACUGUUAAGUUAUUUACCUGGAAAAACAAUAUCCAAAGUCCCCCUCACACCACAGUUACUAUUUGAGACUGGUAAGAUGGCAGCUAAAAUGGACAAAAUUCUACAAAAGAUGGACCAUCCUUAUAUCAGAGAGUUGGACAGAGAUGGAUUCAUUUGGAGUUUGUCAAACCUUCUUGUAUUAGAAAAAUAUCUGUAUGUAUUAGAUGGAGAGCCACUACAAGAGGUGGUUAAGUCAGUUAUUGAUCUCUACAAGACUACAGUAGUACCCAGUUACCCACGAUUCCGCAAAUGCAUAAACCACGGAGACUUCAACGACCUUAAUGUGCUUGUCCAACCUGAUAACAAUGGCUGCCACAAGAUUUGUGGCAUACUAGACUUUGGAGACAUGAACAGUGGAUUUUACAUUAAUGAGUUGGCUAUUACUAUAAUGUACAUGAUGAUAGAACACCCAAACCCCAUAGAAGUGGGAGGAGCAGUGCUGGCGGGAUGGGAGAGUGAACUUCCCCUGAAUGAGGCAGAGAGGGACUGUUUGUAUAUAUUGGUCGUAGGCCGAUUCUGUCAGUCCCUGGUUUUAGCCCAUUAUUCUGUUCUUAUGCACCCGGAGAAUGAGGAGUAUCUGAUGACAACAUCGAGGAAAGGUAUCAGUAUUCUUCGGGACAUCUGGAAAUUGGGCAAACAGCACGUGGAGAAAGUAUGGUUUGACAGUGCGGUGCAGUUUUGUAAUUCAAAAUUAGAUGGAACGUUCAACUCUUAAAGGUCUCACAUUAUGCUAUUUUCUGAUCCAUGUUAUAUUCCUCAUCUAAAACAUAUCUUGAGUUGUAGGCUGUAUUCUUUUCUCAAACAGAAAACACUCUGUUCCACUUCGUGCUGUAAUGUGGUAAUACAUGAAGUGCUCCACUGUGUUUUUAAACUCUGUACAUCCUCACUAGAAUUAUUUGGAUACUUUCAGAUCUGGAAUUGACAAUCUCUACUAAACAAAAGGUUAAGUGUUAACUUGAAAACCACCGCUUCAUGGCAUGACAAGGUGAAACAGCAGUUUGAGCUUUAGAGAUGUAGUCAGACUAAAAAUAAAAGAAUACUCAAACAUGUAUGAAUUAAACAGAAAACAACUCCAGGUAUGUUUUUGAUGUGAUAACAACAUUCUAUCAUGGCUUAAAACUCACAUGAGUCAAUUUUGUGUAAUGUAAGGACCUUUAAAUAUCAAAGUGCCUCAACAAUCAUGUUCUGUAUGUAUAAUACAUACGUAUUAUAUGAUUCAUCAUAGUUUUAUUAUUAAAACCAAUACAUUUUUUUUAACUUCAUAUGAAAUUUCUACCCGUGAAUUUUAGAAUGAUGAAAAAUCAGGAUUGUUGCUAUAGCAAUUUAAAGAUACAAAGCUAACAUACACGAUCAUUCCCACAUACAGUGGCUCUCUCUUUUGUGCAUCGAGGAAAAACUUAUCUGAUUUUCCUUUUUAGCACAUGAUAAUUAGAAUUUACUGGAUUGUGAGCUCAAAGUCAUAAAGAAAUAUAAAACUUUUUUUUUAUUUUUUAUGUAUUUCAGACAGAUUUGACAGUGAGUCCACCACACACCACUAAAGGGGGCUUCAAAGCAGUCAUGAGCACUGUGUGGUGUGUGCAACAGUUAAGUCAUGUAGUUGUACUGAUUUGGAUAUUGCUGGAUUAUGUAAUAGUGCUGGUUUUAAUUGGUUGCUAGUGUUAUGGAAUUUUAGAGUCACAGUAUUUCAAAGUAAAACUUUGUCAAGAGAGCCCUUUAUAACAGAAUGUUGAACCUGAAACACUGGUGGUCCCAUAAAUAAAUGAAUAACAAAAUGGAUACAAAUGUCCACUGUGACAACUAUGAGGAAGACGCUAAACAACAUGUGUGGGCAGCUCAGGAUUACAUUCACUCAUUUGGGAAUACAAGAGUAAAUAAAUAGGACAUGCUUGAUGUUCUAAUCUUUGGAUUAUUGUUGCACUUACUGUUUUACUCAGGUCAAUCUGACUCAUUAUUAUCACAAGAGUAGCACCACUUGUUACACAUAGUCAGAAUCAUUUCUCAUCUCUCUCAUUUUUGUGUUUUUUGUGUUUGUAUAGACUAUCACUUCUUAUUCAAAAAUAUAUUUAACACAUUUUCUGAUCUCAAAAUACUUAAUAAUAAAUAAACUGUCCCAAAAUUGUUUUUCUAUUUUUUUUUCUUAAUUUGAGCAAGUAUGAUUCAGCGUAAGUAUAAACUGAAACUCUCCUGUGGCCUGCAUUUUAAGUUAUUCUACGACAGAACGUGAUGGGAAACUUUGACAUAGAGUUAAACAACUUCUACUUAAUAUUCUAUUCUACUUCAAAAUAUAACUUUGAAUUUAUAAUACAAUGUAAAACCUACUCGUUCCAUAAAGUGAGUAAGUGACAAAGCUUUAUGUUGACCAAUUAAUGUUAAAGAUGAAUUAAAAAGUCCUUUAGUAAUAUUAUUCUGAAGCAAUGGUAUUUUACUAAUGCAUUUGUUACAUUAUUAUUUUUAUUAUACAUUGUUAUUUUCUUUUACCUUGCACUACAUUUUCCUUUCCUAAACAAGAUACACACAAAAUACUCCCCCUAUCCAUAGCCACACCUACAAAGACUCAAAACCUAAAUGCACCUACUUAUUCAUU